Molecule: messenger RNA, 450 nt
Organism: Meloidogyne enterolobii
Lineage: Eukaryota; Metazoa; Nematoda; Chromadorea; Rhabditida; Meloidogynidae
Source: the annotation of a GenBank genome assembly
UUUUUUUGCAUUCUUCAUGUCCUCUUUUCUCUUUUGGUCCAUUUCCUAAAGCCCCCACUGUCACUAAUAGAAUGAGGUGCUUAAGGGGACUCCGUAAAUGAAGUGGGAGAAAAAAAUGUGGAAGUGGGGUUGAGGUGGAGGAGAACAUACAUAGUAGAAUGGAGGAAAGAAGUAGUGAAGAAUGAAUGAAUGAGGGAAAAAAUGAGGGAGCAGUCACUGAAUGUUUUUGUGGCAUUUAUUUUUUGUUGCCUUUAUAUUCUUUCUAAAGCCUUUUUUUCUAUUUUCUCAUCUCUCGUUCAGGCACACGUUGCUAUAUUUACCAGUCCAGUCACACUUUCCAAUAACAAUCCCUCUUUGGCAUUAUUUUUUGUUUUUUGCCUGUAUCUCUCCAAUGCCGUGAGAGAAGAAAAAAAAAGAAAAUUCGACUGGCUUCUAUUUUCAGUAUUUUAA